CGUAUAUAAAAUGGAAACAAAUGCGACCAGCUUCUUCUGUCUGUUAUUAUUGAUAAUAAGCGCAACAGUUACGGCCUUUCUCGAUAUCGAUGAACUCAGGAAUAUAAAAUAUGGCAUAGAUAUACUCAACAAACCAGUUCUUUUAUCUACUCAGGGUAUUGAUAAACAACUAAGUGAAACAAUAGAUGUGACAUCAAAGCAUGGCCAAAUAUAUCGCUGCAUCAUUCCAAGUCAGAUGGAGGCAGAAAAACAGAAAGAAGAAGAAGAGAAGAUAGCUAUGGAGGCUGGAGUUCCAGAGUUACUGAAACCAAUGGAGUCUGGUCCAUGCCUCUUCAAGACCAGAGAUUGGUGGAGUUAUGAGUUCUGCUAUGGAAAACAUGUGCGCCAAUUUCAUAUGGAAGAUGGUAGAAUAGUUGGAAAUGUUAUCAUGUUGGGGUACUACGAAUCUGAGUUUGAUUGGAAAAAUGAAACGAAUAUGGAAAUAAAAUCCAGGAACAAGAACCGAUUGAAUCGCUACCACAGCCAGCAGUAUAUUAAUGGCUCCAAAUGUGACCUUACAGGAAAAGCAAGGAGAACAGAAGUCAGGUUUCUGUGUGAAGAAGGAACGGGUGACUACAUAGCCAGACUGGACGAACCGGAGACGUGUACGUACGUGAUGACCAUACACACCACCAAGAUCUGUCACCACCCCUACCUGAAGCUCCCCUCCCAGCAGAAACCCGUCUCCAUCACCUGUAACCCCGCCGUCACUGACCAGGUCUACCAGGACUAUCUUAAGGAACAAGAAGAAGAAAAAAUACGAAGAGAAAGCUUGGCAGAAGAACAAAGAAUCGAAAAAGAAUUAAGAGAUGCAGAGGCUUUGUUUAACUCUGAUGAAAAAGUUUUGGACACAAAAGCCAGCAGGGAAAUCCCAAAGCCAGAUUCCAUUACAAAAACCAAGAAUGGAAGGACAUUUGAAUUUAAGGAUGUUUCAGAUUUGGAUCCAGAUAUGUCAAACAUAGAAAAACUGAUUUCAGAAGGCCUGAAGGAUGAUAUGGUUAAACUCUCAGAUCAGUUUGGAGCAGGACAAGAUGCAGACAUGAAAAUGAAAGUAAAAGUUGUAAAAAAUAUGGAUGACUUGGAGAACAUAUUGAAAGAGGCUCAAUCAGAGGUAGAAAACUUAAUGAAGAAGAGGAAGAAGGCCAGUGAGGAGGAAGAAGAUUUAGUGAAGGAAGAAGAUUUAGUGAAGGAAGAAGAUGAAUCUUCAUUAGAUGGUGAUGAACAAAAAGACACUACAUUAAAAUAUGAAAAGAAAUCUUUCACUGAAAAAAUUCAGGACACAGUGAGUGAUUUGGACAAGGAACUUGAUGGUGUGGACAAAAAAGUUCUUCAGUCUUUCAAAGAAAUCAAAGAAGAUGAGAUCAAAAGUGUUAGAGAGGAAUUCACCAAAAAUAGGAACAAUUUAGCAGCCAUCAAAGAAUCACUUCGAAAAACAAUGGAGAAUGAGUUUGAUGAUAUUAUUGAAGAGGCAGAGGAGGAGACUGGGAUUAGGCUUGAGGACAGGGGCGGGGCACAGCGGGAGCUGAGUCAGACCCUCAACAAGCUGGUGGAUCGACUGGACAAGACAGAGAAAGACAUUCAGAAUGUUGAUAAAGAGCUGGAGAAAUUAUCAAAGCAAAAUGAUAAGUUGCAAGAGACAUUAGACAAGGAAUUGGAGGAAAAAGCAACAGGUCCAUCUAAAUUAGAUAAAACCUUGUCUAGCAAUGAACCAACAAAAUCAUCAGGUUCCUCCUCAUCAGCAUCAUCUUCUCCUGUGUCAUCAUCAUCUUCAUCGACAGCAACAUCAAAGGAUCGAAUCAAAAUAAGGGUUACAAAACUGAACAAAGGAGAGUAUCAGAAAAAUGCACUGAAGAGUACCCCAGAGACUCAAAAACUUGAGGAAGAUGUCCAAGAUCAGCUACAAAAGGCAGGAUUAGAUCUUGGAAGUGGGAAGAUCCAGGUGAAGAUUAUUACUGCUGGGUAUGUGGAUGAUAAGGAUGAUGUUCAUCUUCUGUCAGCGGAGGAUUCCAGUGCAUUCAAAAACAUGAUAGUUUCUAUUUUGGGAGGGGACCAUGAAGCAGCACAGGAGGAAGCUAGGUAUACAGAAAUGGAGUCCAAUUACAACAAGGUCUGGGGCAAAGACAAAAAGAAACCAUCAGGGGUCCUUCCAUAGGGUAGUCCCCCCCCCCCACACCCUUACACUCGGUGUCUUUCAACAUUAUUUUAUAUGGUGAUUAUUGGUGUUGUGUUUUAUGUAUAAAUGUGAAGUUUAUUAGGUUUCAACUUUUUUUUUUACUUCUGUGGUUUCAACAAUACUUUAGGACAUCAAAUUUUGUUGAUUUAAUGAAAUUCAUAUUUUCAAGGAAAUGUAAAUUCAUGGACUAUGACUCUGUCAGUAGACUUUCUUAUGAUAUAGGUGUGCAGUCAAAUUUUUGCCUUGUUUUGCUUGUCUUUCCCUUUGACCCCAUUGACAGUAGUUGAAUUUCAAAAUUGGGCUAAUUGAAAACUGCAACAUACUUCAUUUCAAUGACAACCAUGUGAAAGUAAAUUAUUACAGGUAAAAAAAAUUUAUUUACAACUGUGAGGGGGAUAUAACCUUGCAAAGAGUAUCUUUUUUCUAUGAACAUUGGUGUUCAAGAAAUAUUGAUGAAACCACAGUAUAAUUAUAAUCAAACAUGGUGUUUGAGCAAGUUUUGGUGCUUUCUUACAAGUAAUAUUUCAUCAUUUCUGUGUUUAGAAUAAAUAGCAUAUGAAAGUGAAAUGAAUGAGUGCAAUUUUCUUUUACAAUGCAUUUGUAUCUUUUUUGUUUAAAAUGUGCAUUUUUCAUUGGUGUGGAUACUCUUUUGAUACCAUUUAAAAGAAUUACUGUGGAAUCAUCAUUGUUCGUAGGGGACCAAUGUUCUUGGCUUACGUGGGAAACCCUUGCCCAUGAAUUAACAUCCCCACAAACCUAUACACAAUCAUUUGUUUAAUAUUUAUUGAAAUUAUCCUGAUUACACUAUCAACAUUAACCCCCCCCCCCCCCCACAAAUAAGAAUUAUUCCACAGUAGUAGUGCAAUAAAAUCUUGUAGUUUAAAAGCUACAGGUCAAAAUACAGGUACUUUGUACAUGGUUCUUGCAUAUUUUUUGUUUUAUGUUCUGUGAUAACAUCUGAAUGUAAAUGCAUACAGUCAAGAUAAUCACAGUAAAGGUGGAAACUAUAAAUAAAUGUUCAUAGGUAGAAUAUGUUUUUAAGUAUUUUUAAGGAUUGUUUAAGUUUUUGUUUUGUGCAUGGCUAUUUAUACAUAUUUAACACAUUUAUCUUUAAGUUUAGUAUAAAUAAUUUAGAUGAAAUGAAAUGAUUUUUUUUUUUUGUUUAUGAUAAUUUUUUUAGUAAAUAUUCAAUGCAGGAUUGGAGAGGUUUGAUUUAAAAUGAUCUUUUUUUUUAUAUAAAUUUGUCUUAUUAUUUACAACCUUUAAGUACAUUCUGCCAGUAAGAAAUAUUUGUAAAUUUUGUUUUUGCUGUUAUUCUAAUAUGUUUACUACAACAAUCUAUGAAUUGUCUGAAUUUGUCAGGAUUAUAACAUUCCCAGUUGUGCUUAUUGUUUGCUUUACCAGUAAUUCUCUAUAUUUAGAUUUUGUAUUAAAAGCCCACCAUCAAUGCAAUGACAGCUGAUUCACUGACUGCAGCAUCUUGAAAUUAUGUAUGUGUGAUUUGAAUUUCAUAGAACUAGUCAGUUAAUACAUACAGUGCAAUCUUGACACUAAAUUUCAUUUGUACUGUAAUGAAGAAACAUAUGUACAACAGUUAUACGUGUAGAUAGACAUUUGUGUGCCUUCAGUCGCUUAGUUUUUAUGAACUUGUCAAUCAAUUGACACAUACAUGUAUUUAUUGUUUUUCCUUGUCUCAUCUAUACUACUAUAUUAAAAUAAUAGACUCGAAUUUUUGGCUUUUAAUACUCGUCUGAUAAAUCGGAAGGGUACUGUCUUUUGUUUUAUAUAUUUAAAACAUCAUCUGUACUUUAAGAUUAC
Magallana angulata is the source of this 4030-nucleotide messenger RNA. RefSeq names its product protein OS-9-like. Gene Ontology annotation, biological process: retrograde protein transport, ER to cytosol; endoplasmic reticulum unfolded protein response. NCBI's taxonomy places the organism in Eukaryota, Metazoa, Mollusca, Bivalvia, Ostreida, Ostreidae. Gene Ontology annotation, cellular component: endoplasmic reticulum lumen. The record is from RefSeq and is a predicted model, not a curated record. The transcript has 16 exons. The coding region runs from base 11 to 2191 and encodes 726 amino acids.